AUGGCUUUUAAUGAGCCUGGGAGCUCUUCCGGCGGAUCUCAAAUUCGCGUUACACGCCCAAAACGUCCACGUUUAUCCUCUCAAUGUGCAAGUUUUCUUUGUGAUCUAGAAGAUUUAGUCAAUGAGGAAUUAGAAGAUGAAUUAGACGACACUGAUAGCGACCCCGAUUUUGUUCUAGACAGUGAACAUGAUACUAGUACCGAUCAAAGUGAUACAGAAGAUGUUGAUAUAGCUCAGGUUUGUGGUAGGAAUAUUGGUAUACAGGACGAAAAUAUAGACCGAGGUGAGGAACAGCCCAAGCAAGGUGAUACAGAAGAUGUUGAUAUAGCUCAGGUUUGUGGUAGGAAUAUUGGUAUACAGGACGAAAAUAUAGACCGAGGUGAGGAACAGCCCAAGCAAAGUGAUACAGAAGAUGUUGAUAUAGCUCAGGACGAAAAUAUAGACCGAGGUGAGGAACAGCCCAAGCAAGGUGAUACAGAAGAUGUUGAUAUAGCUCAGGUUUGUGGUAGGAAUAUUGGUAUACAGGACGAAAAUAUAGACCGAGGUGAGGAACAGCCCAAGCAAGGUGAUACAGAAGAUGUUGAUAUAGCUCAGGUUUGUGGUAGGAAUAUUGGUAUACAGGACGAAAAUAUAGACCGAGGUGAGGAACAGCCCAAGCAAGGUGAUACAGAAGAUGUUGAUAUAGCUCAGGUUUGUGGUAGGAAUAUUGGCAUACAGGACGAAAAUAUAGACCGAGGUGAGGGACAGCCCAAGCAAGGUGAUACAGAAGAUGUUGAUAUAGCUCAGGUUUGUGGUAGGAAUAUUGGUAUACAGGACGAAAAUAUAGACCGAUGUGAGGAACAGCCCAAGCAAAGUGAUACAGAAGAUGUUGAUAUAGCUCAGGUUUGUGGUAGGAAUAUUGGUAUACAGGACGAAAAUAUAGACCGAGGUGAGGAACAGCCCAAGCAAGGUGAUACAGAAGAUGUUGAUAUAGCUCAGGACGAAAAUAUAGUCCGAGGUGAGGAACAGCCCAAGCAAGGUGAUACAGAAGAUGUUGAUAUAGCUCAGGUUUGUGGUAGGAAUAUUGGUAUACAGGACGAAAAUAUAGACCGAGGUGAGGAACAGCCCAAGCAAGGUGAUACAGAAGAUGUUGAUAUAGCUCAGGUUUGUGGUAGGAAUAUUGGCAUACAGGACGAAAAUAUAGACCGAGGUGAGGAACAGCCCAAGCAAGGUGAUACAGAAGAUGUUGAUAUAGCUCAGGUUUGUGGUAGGAAUAUUGGCAUACAGGACGAAAAUAUAGACCGAGGUGAGGAACAGCCCAAGCAAGGUGAUACAGAAGAUGUUGUUAUAGCUCAGGUUUGUGGUAGGAAUAUUGGCAUACAGGACGAAAAUAUAGACCGAGGUGAGGAACAGCCCAAGCAAGGUGAUACAGAAGAUGUUGAUAUAGCUCAGGUUUGUGGUAGGAAUAUUGGCAUACAGGACGAAAAUAUAGACCGAGGUGAGGAACAGCCCAAGCAAGGUGAUACAGAAGAUGUUGUUAUAGCUCAGGUUUGUGGUAGGAAUAUUGGCAUACAGGACGAAAAUAUAGACCGAGGUGAGGAACAGCCCAAGCAAAGUGAUACAGAAGAUGUUGAUAUAGCUCAGGUUUGUGGUAGGAAUAUUGGUAUACAGGACGAAAAUAUAGACCGAGGUGAGGAACAGCCCAAGCAAGGUGAUACAGAAGAUGUUGAUAUAGCUCAGGUUUGUGGUAGGAAUAUUGGUAUACAGGACGAAAAUAUAGACCGAGGUGAGGAACAGCCCAAGCAAGGUGAUACAGAAGAUGUUGAUAUAGCUCAGGUUUGUGGUAGGAAUAUUGGCAUACAGGACGAAAAUAUAGACCGAGGUGAGGAACAGCCCAAGCAAGGUGAUACAGAAGAUGUUGAUAUAGCUCAGGUUUGUGGUAGGAAUAUUGGCAUACAGGACGAAAAUAUAGACCGAGGUGAGGAACAGCCCAAGCAAGGUGAUACAGAAGAUGUUGAUAUAGCUCAGGUUUGUGGUAGGAAUAUUGGCAUACAGGACGAAAAUAUAGACCGAGGUGAGGAACAGCCCAAGCAAAGUGAUACAGAAGAUGUUGAUAUAGCUCAGGUUUGUGGUAGGAAUAUUGGUAUACAGGACGAAAAUAUAGACCGAGGUGAGGAACAGCCCAAGCAAGGUGAUACAGAAGAUGUUGAUAUAGCUCAGGUUUGUGGUAGGAAUAUUGGUAUACAGGACGAAAAUAUAGACCGAGGUGAGGAACAGCCCAAGCAAGGUGAUACAGAAGAUGUUGAUAUAGCUCAGGUUUGUGGUAGGAAUAUUGGCAUACAGGACGAAAAUAUAGACCGAGGUGAGGAACAGCCCAAGCAAGGACGAAAAUAUAGACCGAGGUGA
Molecule: messenger RNA, 2385 nt
Organism: Homalodisca vitripennis (glassy-winged sharpshooter)
Lineage: Eukaryota; Metazoa; Arthropoda; Insecta; Hemiptera; Cicadellidae
Product: calcium-binding acidic-repeat protein-like
Exons: 4
Coding region: 1-2385 (794 amino acids)
Source: RefSeq, a predicted model, not a curated record